Molecule: messenger RNA, 2058 nt
Organism: Capronia epimyces CBS 606.96
Lineage: Eukaryota; Fungi; Ascomycota; Eurotiomycetes; Chaetothyriales; Herpotrichiellaceae
Exons: 2
Coding region: 1-2058 (685 amino acids)
Biological process (GO): positive regulation of transcription by RNA polymerase II
Cellular component (GO): nucleus
Molecular function (GO): DNA-binding transcription factor activity, RNA polymerase II-specific; transcription cis-regulatory region binding; zinc ion binding
Source: RefSeq, a predicted model, not a curated record
AUGGUAAAUCUCACACAGUCCCUCGUGGACCAGCCUCGAGAGAGUCGGGCCCGGUCCAAAGCUGGCUGCCUGAUGUGUCGGUCGAAAAAGGUCAAGUGUGAUGAGGCCAGGCCUGUUUGUGGACGCUGCCGACGCCUACGGCUAAGCUGCACCUGGGGCGGCGCCGCACCUCCCUUGAAAGAGCGACGGCGAGGCUUCGGCCCGCUUCGCAGCAGAGAGAACUGGACUCCCAAACGAAUUGCGCCGAGGCGUCCGUUCCCUCUUGACCGCACAGUGUCUACUCCAAACCACGAUCAGAACGGAUUGGCGGCCAUGGUAGACGAGUACUGCCCUGGAGAACCUGGCACAAACCAAGCGAGCUGUCCGGAGAUGUUAUCGGCGUCGGCAGCGAAACAACAGUUGGCCUAUGACGAAGAUACGGGGACGGGGACGGGGACGGGGACCGGGACCGGGACCGGGACGGUAGACUUGGUCGACGAUGGCGGACCAUUGCCGGAGCCAGCAGCUGUCGAGCCAUUUGACUUUGCUGCCGAUUUCACAUUGCUGGAUGUUGACGGCGCGCUGGACAUGUCUAUGUCGACAUCUAACCUUCCGCUGGACUCUUUGGUGCUGGGCAGUGGCCAACUUAGGUUCUACGGGUACCCAUUGUCGAUCUCGGGUUGCUACACGCUUACGGACGACGACCAUCAUGCUCUGCAGCUGUAUCAGCACGGCCUGCGUCUCGCGCAGUCCACCAAACACCCGGACUGGUCGACCCACGCACUCCUGCUCCACUGCGGCGUGCAGGAUCCCAUGGUCAUGCACGCAUUACUUGCCCUGUCGUGCAUCGAGCUAGAACUGCUGUCGACCCAAGGCGGUGCCGCUACGAAACUGGCCGAGCACCACUGUCGCGCAGCAGUAUCAUUCCUUGUCGAGACGCUGCAAACCGGCUCGGACCAACAGCGGCACACGGCGGUCAUGACCACCUUCUACUUCCUGUACCUGUACCAACUGAAACGACGAUCCUCGAACAGCUUUGGGGAGCUCAGAAGACUGUCCAGGGCGGUGGCGGAGUACGUGAAAAGACAUCGACUCCCUCACCUCCUGGCCGGGUCGGACAGCACAGCUACGGGUUUGGACAUGGAUUGCUCGCUCCAGCAGGAGGAUCGAAGUCUUUUGGCCCGCAUCAUCAUGUUCAUCUUCUACCUCGACGUCCGUGUGGGCUUCAGCAACACCGGAGGCAUGCUUGCCUCAUACCUCCAAAAAGACUGCGACGUCACCGAGGCUGUUUAUACAUGUUCGUGCGAAUGUCUGAAAUUGAACUGGGGCCUCGCCUAUCCGGAGAACGAACUGCUUGACGACAUCGAAAAUGCCACCGUCCUCAACAUGGCCUUCGAGAUCCACAUCAUCUAUGAGAAGCUCAAUGAGAUGAGCUAUGGGGACGGAAAUGGGGUGGUCGAUUUGGGCCCCGGAGAUGGACACACUGACUCGAUCGCGAGGCAGCUGACAUGCCUCCAACAGAAGUAUAGCCUGGUGUUCCACCUGUCGUCUUCCUCCAUACUAAGCUCGACGAAGAGACUGGUUUCCAACGCCGGUUUCGUGGUUGCCAACUUCUACGCCAUAUGCAUCUAUCACUUUCGCUGUACGGGCAACAGCGUUGGGCCGGCCCCGGUGGCUGUGCAGGAUCAACUGCGGAAGCUACUCAACAUUGCUCAACGGAUGCUGCAAGCAGACCCGGCGCGACUGUACGAGUGGAUGGAAUGGCCGUUGUUCAUGGCGGGGAUCGAAACCGACGACCUCAUCUAUCGAGAAUGGAUCCACUCGAAGCUCCGGCCUGGAGUGCUGCGAACAGCUUGGGAGUUGACCAUUGAGGCCCAAGACAAAACUCAGCGUCGGCUGUCCAUGCGGCAGAUGCGGAGCUUCAUGUCUUCGCCCGACCAUGUCGGAAGUCGAAGUCUGUCGCUUCCAGGCCAGAGCUGCCCGUCGGCAAAUCCGACCAAUCACAUGUCCCAUGGGUCGCCAGAAGCGUCCAACGAGAACUAUGUUUUCGGGGGCCAGCUUACAUUCGGUGCCAUUUAA